AUGCUGUGUUUUUUAAAGUGUCUUUCAUAUUCCCAAAUAAAGACAAGUAUGAGGUGGAGUGCAAAAGGACACAUGAGGGUGUGCCUGAGAGGAACGGUCAUGGAGUCCACACGGGCACCAAUGGAACUAUGUGUGUCGGCAGCUGGAAAAAUGACAAAAUGAAUGGUACUGAAAGGCUAGAACAUCCUUCUGGGGCAGUUUAUGAAGGCGAGUUCAAAAACAGUAUGUUUCACAGGGCUGGAAUCUACACAUUUCCAAAUGGAGCAAAGUACAUUGGACCAUUCAAUAAAAACAAGAUGGAAAGUGAAGGAGAUUUCAUAGAUGAAAAUGGAGUGGUGUAGAGUGGCACAUUUCAUGGCUCGGCAGCAGUGGGACUGAAGCAGAAGUUGAAAAUGUAG
Fulmarus glacialis (Northern fulmar) is the source of this 398-nucleotide messenger RNA. It is a transcript of the gene MORN2, whose product is annotated as MORN repeat containing 2. The annotation marks the transcript as partial. The record is from RefSeq and is a predicted model, not a curated record. The transcript has 4 exons. NCBI's taxonomy places the organism in Eukaryota, Metazoa, Chordata, Aves, Procellariiformes, Procellariidae.